AAAGAGCGAAGUGAAUUGGCUUUCGUGAUCCUACCGUUGUUGGCGCUGUGCAGCUAGCCCACGGAAAAACAAACGUCUUCGACUCGACUGGACUCGAAAGGACCAGUCAACAUUUAAUUUCGGAAGCAUCCAGUCGUUGGACAUCUUUGAUUUCUGGUACAUACUGCAGGCUAAUUACCCAGAACGACUACCCCGGUACACUUCCGACUUGAGUGACUGAGAGGGAUCCCAAGGCAGCACCAUGUCCGACAGUGACGCCAGCGCAUUUUCAGAUGUGGAGAGUGAGGGCAGUUAUCAGGCAAAAAGUGACGUAGAGGAUGAGAGCCCGGUUGCCAGUGAGGCAGAGGAAGCCCCCAGCGAUGAGGGAAGCGAGGUGGGGAGCAUGGCCGCUGGGGGCAACGAAGAAGAGGAGGAGGAGGAAGAGGAAGGGUUGGACCUGACCUUGCCGGAUGACGAGGAAGAAGACGAGAUGUACGACUCGGAGGAGGAUGACACCAUGACCAAGCGCAAGAAGGCUCGCUUCCGGGAGUUCAUCCUGGAUGAGGCCGAUGUGGAUAACGACUAUGAGGAUGACGAGGAAGGCGAUUGGGAGGAGGGGGCCAAGGACCUCAUCGAUAAGACCAGCCGGGUGGAGCAAGACGAGUCUGAGAGGCACGGUGCUAGGAGGCUGCAACAACUUCUCAGCCACCAGAAGGAAGAUGAGAUCGAGGAGUACUACAAGAGGAAGUACGCGGAGACAUCGUCACGGAGUCGCUAUGCCGACGAAGAUGAGCUGCCAGACCAGAUCACGCAGCAGGGACUCUUGCCUGGCGUCAAGGAUCCCAACCUGUGGAUGGUCAGGUGUAAGAUUGGUGAGGAGAAAGCCACAGCCAUGCAGUUGAUGAGAAAAUUCAUCGCUUACCAGUACCAGGACGAGCCCCUUCAGAUCAAGUCAGUGGUGGCCGUGGAGGGCCUGAAGGGUUACAUCUACGUGGAGUCCUUCAAGCAGACCCACGUCAAGCAUGCCAUCCAGGGGGUGGGCAACCUGCGGAUGGGCCAGUGGAACCAGCUGAUGGUGCCCAUCAAGGAGAUGACCGACGUGCUCAAGGUGGUCAAGGAGAUCGUGGCCCUCAAACCCAAGUCCUGGGUCCGGCUCAAGCGAGGUGUCUUCAAGGAUGACCUGGCGCAGGUCGACUACGUGGAGCCGUCCCAGAACCAGGUCACCCUCAAGCUGCUGCCCCGCAUCGACUACACUCGCAUGCGGGGCGUGAUGCGCACCGCCAACCCCGACAAGAGGAAGAAGAAGCGAAGGCCCAUGCAGAAGCUGUUUGACGAGGAGGCCAUCAGAGCAAUCAGUGGUGAGGUUUCCAAGGAUGGUGACUUCUUGAUCUUUGAGGGCAACCGUUACAGCCGCAAGGGAUUCCUCUACAAGACCUUUGCCAUGAGCGCUAUCGUAGCUGAGGGCAUCAAGCCCACCCUCACUGAGCUGGAGCGUUUUGAAGACCGGCCUGAAGGAAUCGACGUACAGCUGGUGGCAGAGACCAAAAGCAGCCAGGAGCAAGCUCACAGCUUCGCCCCCGGUGACAACGUGGAGGUCAUCGAGGGAGAGUUGAUUCACCUGCAGGGGAAGGUCAUCACUGUGGAGGGGAACACCAUAUCGGUCCUGCCUACGCAUGAAGAUCUCAAGGACAUCUUGGAAUUCCCAGCCAGCGAGCUCAGGAAACACUUCAAGAUUGGUGAUCACGUCAAGGUCAUCGCCGGCCGCUACGAGGGCGACACCGGUCUGGUGGUGCGAGUGGAAGAGAAUAUGGCCGUGCUGUUCUCUGAUCUGACCAUGCAUGAGAUGAAAGUGCUGCCCAAGGACAUGCAGCUGUGCCAGGAGAUGAGCUCCGGCGUGGACUCCCUGGGUCAGUUCCAGCUGGGAGAUCUGGUGCAGCUCGAUCUCCAGACAGUGGGUGUCAUUGUGCGGCUGGAGAAGGAGACAUUCCAAGUGCUCAAUAUGAACAACAAGUUGGUCCACGUCAAAGCGGCAGCCAUUACCAGAAAGAAAGAUUCCCGCAACGCCAUCGCAUUGGAUGCUGAACAGAACAACAUACAAGUCAAGGAUAUCGUCAAAGUCAUCGACGGACCACACUCGGGUCGUCAGGGUGAGAUUAAGCAUAUCUAUCGGAGCUUUGCAUUCCUGCACUCUCGCUUGAUGACGGAGAACGGCGGGAUCUUUGUCUGUCGGACAAGACACAUCGUCUUGGCUGGUGGCUCCAGGCAAAUGGAUUCAGGAUUUGGCAUUGGAUACACCCCAAUGUCUCCCAGAAUAUCCAGCCCUGCCCACCCCAGCAGCGGUGGUAUGGGCAACGCACCGAUGGGCAGGGGACGAGGCCGAAUUGGUCGAGACAUGGAGAUGAUUGGUCAGACAGUCCGGAUAUCACAGGGACCAUACAAAGGUCACAUCGGUAUUGUGAAGGACGCUACGGAAUCCACAGCCAGGGUGGAGCUACAUGCCAUGUUCAGAACAAUCAGCGUUGACAAAAACAGAUUGAACAGAGUUGGUGGGCAGAUCAGAACUGGCGCAACGACGGCUUAUGGUCGCACACCCAUGUAUGGUUCCCAGACUCCCAUGUACGGCUCUGGAUCCAAGACACCAGUCUAUGGCUCGCAGACACCUCUCCAUGAUGGAAGUAGAACGCCCCACUACGGCUCACAGACCCCGUUGCAUGAUGGGAGUCAGACGCCAGGAAGAUCUGGAGCCUGGGACCCCAACAUCACCAACACGCCCAGCAGGUCCAGUGAUUACGACUUCAGCUAUGACGAGGCGUCCCCCUCCCCUCAGCCGUACGGUGCCACACCCAACCCUGCCACCCCUGGUUAUGGAUCGGAGACCCCGCCCAGCAAUGGCCCUUACACCCCGGCCACUCCCGGUAGCUCGUCUGGGAUGUACGGCAGCGAAUCCACCUACUCGCCCUAUCAGCCAACUCCAUCUCCUGGCAACUACCAACCUACUCCCAGCCCCUCCUCUGCCUCCUUCCAGCAAGCCCCUAGCCCUGGCAGCUACCAGCCCACCCCGUCUCCCUCUAGCUACCAGCCCACGCCUUCCCCAGGAGGCAGCUACCAGGCCACCCCCAGCCCCGUGGGCUUCCCCAUGACACCCGGAGCCCCCUCCCCACUGGGCUUCAACCCCCAGACCCCCGGCGGAGGGAUGAUGGGCCUGGAGGGGGGGACCGCCUACGAGUGGCAGACCACGGACAUCGAGGUGACCAUCGUGUCGCACGAGGAUCAGGCCUUGGUCAAAAAGACGGGGGUCAUCCGCAGCAUCUCGGGAAGGAUGUGUUCUGUCUACCUGCCUGACGAGGAGCGUGUGGUCAACGUUGAGAGCGUCCACCUCGAGCCAGUCACUCCAGCAAAGAUGGACAGAGUAAAAGUCAUCGACGGUGACGAUCGUGACCAGACCGGCGUACUGAUCAGCAUCGACAAUGACGAUGGCAUCGUCAAGAUGGACGGACCAUCCGACUUCAAGAUCCUCAACCUUCGAGUACUGGCCAAGCUGCACAAAGACUAAAAGUAAUAUUUUGACCAUGGAUGAGUACAUUUCAUAAUAGUGCGCCACCAAGAGUUUGCAAUGCGUUGGCUAAUC
Molecule: messenger RNA, 3607 nt
Organism: Acanthaster planci (crown-of-thorns starfish)
Lineage: Eukaryota; Metazoa; Echinodermata; Asteroidea; Valvatida; Acanthasteridae
Gene: supt5h
Product: SPT5 homolog, DSIF elongation factor subunit
Biological process (GO): regulation of DNA-templated transcription elongation; regulation of transcription by RNA polymerase II; transcription elongation-coupled chromatin remodeling
Cellular component (GO): DSIF complex
Molecular function (GO): mRNA binding; protein binding
Source: RefSeq, a predicted model, not a curated record